AUGACCCAGACCCUCAACAAAAGGGAGGACCCUCUUAACCUGGGCCGCGGCUGGGCAUCCUCGGCCCGGUUACGCAACUGGUCUUCAUGUCACCGAAGGCGCAGGGGCGCACCGAUUUACAAGCGGCGACACCGUUAUGGCCCCAAGGCCGAAUAUGAGCCCCCAAGGAAACAGCCGAAGCAACAGCGCGGCCCGGGCCCUUGGUUCCAACCACCCCGAGAGCCCUAUUGGGCCGUGUACUCCAACCAGGGGCAGUGGGGAGGACCCUGGCACCUGCCCCCAGCGGGAUUCUGGAAGGCCCCUGGUCGGGUGCAAAUGAUCCGGGUGUAUGGACUGCACCCGCUCUGCCUUUGCUGCUGCUCCUGUUGGUGCGGACCCCGGAAUCCCCGCUGGACGAGGCCUUCUGGCAGGAAGAGGAGAUGGGGCCGCAGAGGCCGCGGCCUACGCCGCCACCCUCGCCGCUCCUGCCAGAGGAGCCCGCCUGUGGAUCUGAGCAUGCUGCUGCGGCCAGUCAACCUGUAUGGGUGGCGGGCGCCCGGCAUGCGCGCGCCGCGUAACACCACCCAGUUCAUCAUGAACCAGAUCUAUGAGGACAUGCGGCAGCAGGAGAAACUGGAGCGCCAGCAGGAGGCGCUGCGGGCACAGCAGGUUCAGGCGGGCGGCCCAGCCUCCCCAGCGGCCUCCUUUGGAGACAACGCGCCACCCAGCGUCGGCGAGGAAGACGCGGAGCUGCAGGAAAUUUUGUACAGCUUUGUGCAGAAUCCUUCCCUGGUGUUCAGACCUGCCUCCGAGGAGGAAAACCAGUCGUCUACCUUGCAGCAGGUGGAGGAAGAGGAAGAAGAGAAAAACGAUGAUGAGGAGGAAGUGUGUGAGGGGAAGGAGAGCGAAGAGGAGGAUGAAGAGGUGGAGGGUGAGGAUGGAGAGGAUGAAGAGGAGGAUGGAGAGGAUGAAGAAGAGGAUGGUGAGGAUGGAGAGGAGGAGGUCGAGGAUGGAGAGGAAGAGGAGACCGAUGGUGAAGAGGUCGAAGAAGCUGACUCCGAGGAGGAGGAGGGGGAGGAAGAGGAAGAAGAGGAGAAGAUAGAGGAAGAGGAGGGGAUGGAGGAGGAUGACCAGAGAGAGGAAGAGAACCAUUUGCCUCUGGAAAUGCCUUUAUCAAUCCUAGUAGGGUCUGAAGAAGAAAGCGAGAACUUUAUAAACUGUAAUUAUUUCAGCCCAAAGCAGAUAAAUCCCAAAGUACCACAGGAAACUCUCCUCAUGGUACAGAACACUAACUGCUAG
This is a messenger RNA of Trichechus manatus latirostris (Florida manatee), 1278 nucleotides long. It is a transcript of the gene CCER1, whose product is annotated as coiled-coil glutamate rich protein 1. The record is from RefSeq and is a predicted model, not a curated record. The transcript has a single exon. Lineage: Eukaryota; Metazoa; Chordata; Mammalia; Sirenia; Trichechidae. Bases 1 to 1278 code for a protein of 425 amino acids.